AUGCAAAAUUUUCUCACAAUGCAAUGCUCAAGGUGUUCGAAUCACGUUGAGGAGUGGCAAAUUUUUUCAAACGCUUGCUUGCAUUGCUACUGUACAGACUGUUUUUUUUAUUUGCUUGAAAAGAGUGAUGCUGAGAGUAAAUGCCUCUCAGCUUGUGAAGAAUGCACUAAAGGAUUCACAGAAAUGCUUUUUGAUAAUUCAGAUAGAUCAGCUAUAUAUAAUAGUAACCAUCAAGAAAAUCUUACUCUUCAACUUUCAUCGAUUAGAUAUCCCAUAAAUCAUGAAGAACCUAUUUCUCAGCCAGGUGAAGACACUUUAGUAGAAAAUUACAAACAAAAUAAAUGCGAUAGAUGCAAAGUAAAAAAUUCUGAUUUUAAAUGCAAUCAUUCAAUCUGCAUGGAUUGUUAUGUAUAUUUAAUUUAUCCUUCUAUUCUUGAAGCAUGCUACAAAAUUUAUCACCACUCCAACCAAAUUACUUCCCCUUACUGCUUAGGAUGUAUUGAUGAUAAAUGUAAAAAGUCAUACCAGUCAAUUCCUGCUGAAUAUUUUAUUGAUUUAUUGAGCAGAACAGAGAGGACGAGCUAUUAUGAAGAAAAAGAUUUUGUUAUUCAAGUGAUGACUGCUUUUCUACCUUUAUUUAACGGAGUCCCAAUGACGAUUAUAGAGUGUCGUCAUUGCUCGAGGCCAAUGGGCAAACUAUCAAGCACAGAUUUCAAUUGCCAGUGGUGCUGAAAUGAAAAUUUUAUCUCUUAA
This is a messenger RNA of Blepharisma stoltei, 753 nucleotides long. The record is from the annotation of a GenBank genome assembly. NCBI's taxonomy places the organism in Eukaryota, Ciliophora, Heterotrichea, Heterotrichida, Blepharismidae.